Formica exsecta is the source of this 783-nucleotide messenger RNA. RefSeq lists its product as uncharacterized. The coding region runs from base 1 to 783 and encodes 260 amino acids. NCBI's taxonomy places the organism in Eukaryota, Metazoa, Arthropoda, Insecta, Hymenoptera, Formicidae. The transcript has a single exon. The record is from RefSeq and is a predicted model, not a curated record.
AUGUGGAAAUUCCAAAUGAAAAUUCUUCUGGCUUCUGGAGAAGCAUGGGACGUGGUGCAAGGCCACGCGAACAAACCGGAGAGGCCCAGAGGAGAAAAUCAAGCAGAGGUAACAGAAUACCAAAAGAAGCUAAAAGCAUGGGUAAAAACGGAUAGCACAGCUCAGAAACUCUUAAUAUUGAACGUAAGUGAGCAAUCAAUGUUACACUUAGCAAAUUGUGAAAAUGCCAAAGAGAUGUGGGACAAACUCGUGUCUGUAUAUGAAGGCAAAAACGCUACUAGCAAGCACAUGCUGCAGGCGAAAUGGUUUGCGUUAACAAAGGAUCCGCAGGAUGAUAUUUUGUCCUACAUAGCAAAAAUAGAAGAUAUUAGCCACAGAUUAAAGGCACUGGGAGAACCGGUGACGGAAAGCAUGAUAAUAACAAAAAUCUUGCUGACACUGCCUUCAAGCCUGAAUCAUUUUGCAUGCGCAUGGGAAUCUUUAAAUGAAGAACAAAGAACGCUGGCAAAUUUGACGUCAAGAUUAAUGAUAGAGGAAGCCAGGACAAACAUACAGGAUAAAACUACCGAUAGCGCUCUAACAGUGAAAGCACGAAGAGGUCAAAGAAGCAAGGUUAAUGAGCAAAUUAAGCCAAAACACAGGACCGGAGAAUACUUUAAAUGCGGAAAGAAAGGGCACUGGAAAAGCAAGAGUCAAAGAAAUGGAAAGGCAGAAGAAGAAAGCGAGGCUCUAAUAGGAGAAGAAGAAAUAACGAGGAAACUGAUGAAGAAAAGUGGUAUUUAG